Molecule: messenger RNA, 897 nt
Organism: Drosophila ananassae
Lineage: Eukaryota; Metazoa; Arthropoda; Insecta; Diptera; Drosophilidae
Exons: 2
Coding region: 173-769 (198 amino acids)
Source: RefSeq, a predicted model, not a curated record
AUGACUACAAAGACUCGUUCUGUGUCUUUUUCGCUUCUUCCUGGCUGCUCAUGGAAAUGCAAUUAUAGCCAUCGUUGCCAGCAAAAGCUAAAGGACAUGUGCCAGCACCACAAAGAAGAAAGAGAAAAUAUUACGUUUUGAAAUUCUUUGGUGAUAACACGGCGUAUACGCAAUGUCAUACUCCGAGGUAACCUCAGGCAAUCAGCGUCAGGCUGGCAAUUUACAAUGUUUGCCGUGUUCCCCCAGAUGGAAGAUAUCAGAUGGCACAGCACCGCUGCACUCAGUCGCUGACACUGAUAAUUCAGUUGGCGAUACACUUGUUACCCCCUGUUCGCCCCUGACCGCCCAGUCGAGCCAGGCCACCCACCACCCAACCACCCACCUCUCGAACACAUUGUUGACCUAUAUUUGGGCAUCAAUGAAACGCGAGCAGAUGUGGAGAACAAAGCGAAAUGGGGAAAAAACAAGCAGCGCGCUUUCAAUGCUAUUGAUAACACCAGAAAGCCCUGGAAGGAUAAAAACAGCUGGAGAAGCUCCAGAAGCGAAAGCGAGAGCGGAACCGAGUGACAAAGGAACAGGCGAAGCGACUGAAAUGGGGAAAAAGGGUGUCAAUGGAAGUCCCCAAAUUGAACCCCAUAGAUACACUAUCUCUCUCUCUGUUUCUGGCACUCUCUGGACUGCUCUCCGAAGGAGCCGUGGCGGCGAAAAUUCUCAACUUAGAGGAGUAGAGUCCAUUGGAGGCGGCAAGCGGCUGGCUGUCAGCUUUUAAAUUUCAAUCCAGUUCGAGUCAGCCAGCGGAGUGAACGCUUCUCCCAACUGCUCUCCCGCUUCUCUCGCGCGUUGCGAAGUUAACGGUUAACUUGAAUUAUAAAUUUUAUUAAAAUUCCAUUCUUUAAC